AUGGAGCAGCUGGGUGGGCACAUGGUGACCAUGUCUGCUCCUGUGACGGCAGUGGAGACUGCCUCCCCUAGAGCUACCACUGCCCAGGGGGGCAGCUUUGGGAAGGCAACGCCGCCGCUCACCACAGCCAGCCAUGCCCCGCAGGCUGGGCCAACGGGUGCACCUCUUAGUCCCUCAGCCAGUGCAACAAACCACAGCGGCAGCGUCCCUGAGGUGGCACUGACCACGGUGAGACCUCCUGUGCUGACAACACUGGCCAGUCGCCAGCCAACCCCAGUAAGAAUAUUUAUUGGGCAGGUCCCCCUGAAACUUAAUAUUACCUAUGGGAAGUAUGCAGAGCUCCUGCAGGUCGAGAGUGAAAUCGUGGCGAUGCUCAAUGCCUCACUGUCGGGCUUGCCGGGGUACCGCCACUCCAUGGUGAAGGCAACCAGGGAGGCAAGCAUUGUGCAUGUUUCAGUGCAAUCCACAUUCUCUUUAGCAUCCAACGUGACUUUCUAUGACAUUAUCAGCAGUGUGAGAAGCUACAUUCGAGCCUGCAAAUCCCCCACCGAAGCCUGCCAGUUCAUCUCCAGCCUGAAACCACUCCACAGAGCUGGCAGCUUGUGCAAGCAGAAAGACCCCGAAUGUGACAGGGAAACAUCUGAGUGCACCGACUUCGAUGGAGUCGCACUCUGCCAGUGCAAGAGUGGGUACUUCAAAUACAACAAGAUGGACCACUCUUGCAGAGCCUGUGAAGAUGGAUAUAAACUGGAAAACGAGACCUGUGUGAGCUGCCCAUUUGGCUUAGGUGGAUUCAACUGUGGAAACCCAUACCAGCUCAUCACUGUGGUGAUUGCAGCAGCAGGAGGAGGACUUCUGCUUAUCAUGGGCAUAGCCCUGAUUGUCACCUGCUGCCGGAAGAAUAAAAAUGACAUAAGUAAACUCAUUUUCAAGAGUGGGGAUUUCCAGAUGUCACCGUAUGCUGAAUAUCCGAAGAAUCCCCGGGCACAGGAGUGGGGCAGAGAGACCAUAGAGAUGCAGGAGAACGGAAGCACCAAGAACCUGUUGCAGAUGACAGAUGUGUAUUAUUCGCCAGCUGGACUGAGAAAUCCUGAGCUGGAAAGAAAUGGACUUUAUCCUCCCUACACUGGUUUGCCUGGAUCUCGACAUUCAUGCAUCUACCCUGGACAAUACAAUCCAUCCUUCAUUAGUGAUGAAACCAGAAGAAGAGACUAUUUUUAG
Molecule: messenger RNA, 1221 nt
Organism: Merops nubicus (carmine bee-eater)
Lineage: Eukaryota; Metazoa; Chordata; Aves; Coraciiformes; Meropidae
Gene: HEG1
Product: heart development protein with EGF-like domains 1
Exons: 10
Coding region: 1-1221 (406 amino acids)
Biological process (GO): heart development
Source: RefSeq, a predicted model, not a curated record